AUGCCAAAUGCAGGCAGCUUUCCGGCAAAGCUCGAAGGCAUUUCGUUCGGGGACAACCGCACCAUCGAUCCUACAGUCGUCAAGGUCUCGCGCUCUGUACUCGGAACCCUCGCUUCCAUCUUCCCUCCCGCUUCGUCCGCCGCCGCUUCAAGCUUCGAGAAGACGCUCCACCGCCCACAGGACUACCGCGAGAACGAUCCACAAGGCCGCAUAAUUGGGGAGGUGACAUUGGACAAUGAAGGGAGAGGUCCUCGCCGCCGUGGCGCCUGGCAUUUAGACGCGGCCACUGUCCCCGGUUGCCUGUCCUGA
Messenger RNA from Lasiodiplodia theobromae, 309 nucleotides. Its product is annotated as CB1 cannabinoid receptor-interacting protein 1 isoform X3. The transcript has 2 exons. Bases 1 to 309 code for a protein of 102 amino acids. The record is from RefSeq and is a predicted model, not a curated record. NCBI's taxonomy places the organism in Eukaryota, Fungi, Ascomycota, Dothideomycetes, Botryosphaeriales, Botryosphaeriaceae.